Molecule: messenger RNA, 3498 nt
Organism: Theileria parva strain Muguga
Lineage: Eukaryota; Apicomplexa; Aconoidasida; Piroplasmida; Theileriidae
Exons: 5
Coding region: 209-3430 (1073 amino acids)
Source: RefSeq, a predicted model, not a curated record
UUUUAAUUUUAAUUUAAUGUGUUCUAUUUUAAAUGUAAAGUUUUGUUUAAAUGUGUAAAAUACGGAUUCUGUUUUUAAAAUCGAUGUAUAUCGUUUUAGUUUAUUUUAAUGAAAUGAUUUAAAUGAUAACUUGUUUGAUGGCAUUUAAUAUUUUAAAUAUGACUGUAAUCUAUAUAAUAAAUUUUUGAAUAAACAUUCGGAAUACAAGAUGGAUUCCGAGCAGUCUUCGAUUCCAUAUUCGGAUUUACCAAUUGUAGAUUCCCUACCAAUUAGUAAAAAGGGUAGCCUUCAAAAUGGACUAUCUCCAACUACACUUGAAUCUUAUAGAUCAAUACAAAGUUUGGAUAUUUCAGAUGAACCAGUUGACACAUCUAUAAAGGACAAACACUUUGAUGAUUCCAGUGGUUCAUCAUCUAAAGCGGAUAAUUUCCCAAAAUCUAUCCGUCUAACAGAUUUUAAAGCGAUAAAUGCAUUUAAAAACUUUUUAUCAAAUCCUUUGGGAUCACAAACGUUAAAUAGUACAGGUAGUCAACCUAAUGGACUUGAUGGUAAUAGUAAUUACGAAACUGUCCAGGAUGAAAAUGAAUGUAACGAACAUGAAAUGGCUAGUGAGGAAGAUGUAUACAAUUCAUCGGAGGAAUUCGUGUCAAAUUUGACAUCUUCCUCAUCAAGUGAUAUUGACGAGAGUCAAUAUUUGGCAGGCGAGUCAUUCGUUGAAUUGUCAUCGCCGUUGAAGCUGAAGGACCUGAUGAUUUAUAAAACAAUCCAGUUUAUGGACUACAGGCGUUUUUCCAGAAGAUUUAACGGGAUUAGAAAGCCAAUUUCCUAUAAAAAGGCUAUGGCAAUCUUCUUUUUCUGCUCAGUUCUGGCACUGACGCCGUUUGUGGUGUUCAGAAAAUAUCACGAGUACUAUACAAUCAGCAUUCAAAUUAAACGUGGAGUGGUGACGUACAUUUCAUCGCUGGUAUUUGUUAUUGCAGCACUUGUGCUUGCCAAGGUGCAGGUGAGUCUGCCGCUCCGCUUCCCAGUGAUUGUCUCGUACCUGUUCAUGUUUAUUACCAUGGUCGUCCUGAUUGUUUUCAGGAAUAUCGCCCACCUCGAUAUGUUCAUCUGGACCAUUCUCAUCUUCUAUGCCUCAGGGCAGAUUUUCCUAAUCGCAAUGACAAAGAUGUUUAUACAGUGGGUCCCUAUCUUGGCACUCCACGGCCGCUUUUUAUCAUGCACUGAGCAUUUUCACCUGAUCAAGAGAUCACAGCACUCAAAUAAACUUAAUAUCACAAUGAGCAGAUAUAACGAUUAUACAUCAAUUUGGGAGACUGGAUCCUGUGGGUUUUUUACGUGCUUAUACAGGUCAUUUUACCGCUUCUUUCUCUCAAUACACAGGAAAAUCAGGGGUCGCAAAACCCAAAAAGAUGCGCCACUGUUUGGACACCAGAUGAGAUAUAAUGGUAAAUUCGACUCAAAUAACUUACCACACGGAUACGGAGAGUGGCUCGAAGACCACAUAUACGGAGAACGUCUUCAAGGUUACUGGUGGCAUGGGUACCCAGUAGGGCCAUUUAUCUCACAGGAAAUAGGAUCCGGCUCCAUAUUUGUAAACAACAGAGUGGCAUUUGUAACUGACACCCACCUGGAAGGACCCAAUAUCCGAUAUGGAGUUUCAUCGACGGAGUGCUCAAUUUCAGGAUAUUUCUUCAAACAAAUGCCAAAAACAUAUUUCUUCAACCCAGAUUAUCGAGAAGUGGAGAAGACUAAGAAGGAAUCAUGUGAGUUGUUCAACUUGUUGAGAGGAAGUUUUGAUGGGAUUAGGAGCUCAACACCUCAAUGGUGUUUUGGCAUGUUGAAGAGACAGUUCCAUAUCAACAGGCCAAACAAUCAAGGAUAUAUGAAUAUUUACGUUGACAAGAUAACAAACUCGCUUAAAAUUGAUGGAUACAGAGUAAGGAAGACAGACCCUCCAGCAGAGAACCCGGAUGAAAUUAAUAUCAAGCUGGUGAUGGUUAAGGGCAAGCGUAAGGAUUAUGGACCCCCAGAUGAUGUCCAGACCCCAGUUGAGCUUAAGCUCUUUAAGCCGAGCACCUCAGUGUUAUUUAACAAAUUGAGACUUAAAAAUAAUGAUAAUGAUAUUUCUAAGCACAGGCGUGGUUUGAAACCACAGCUGAAGAGCCAAAUCUCGAUGUUGAUUAGAGAUGAGGACGAGUGGGAGAAUAAGCAACAGAUGUGUAGGCAUAAGAUUGUAGCUGAUGGUUGGAAAAGAAUAAGACCCUCAACAAAUCCAGAUUUAAUACCAGAACAUGUAGUACUGUACAUCCAUGGAUAUAAUUUAACUCUCUACGAGGCGUGUUCCCAGAUGGCGCACAUUGUUUCAUUUUCGAAGUUGCCUCCUUAUGUUUUACCCUUUGUUUUCAACUGGCAAGGCCAUCACUGGGGAGCGUUUUCAGCUUUUGCGUACCCUAAGGCUAUUAAGGUCUGCAAUAACCCGAACAUUGUUGAGGCGUUCAUCGAGGUCAUUGAGGACCUCAUCAACUUGGGAAUUAAGCAUAUCCACUUUCUGGUCCACUCAUGCGGGACAAGGGUUUUCCUAAACGUCAUUAUAGCAGCCAUUAAAAAAGGGUAUAUUGUCCCAGUAUUGAGCAACGAGUACUUGGUAAUAAAUGAAGAGGUUAGGAAGGAACGGCUACGUAUGGAUAGCAUAAUUUUAAUUAACCCAGACUACCCGAUGGAGAAGUUUAGGAGUUAUGACUACUUUGUAAUUCGAGGGUACUGUGACCACAUUGUGAUGUACGUCAAUAACAUGGACCAGUGCCUAUAUGUGUCAGAGUUCUAUAACAGGGAGCGGUCGCUGGGAAGGUCGAUCUUUGAAAUGUGCACCAGCCCCAAAGUAAUGUCUGAGAUGCUCAAGAAGGAGUUUGUCGAGGAACCAUUCACAAUCUAUGAUGGGUACUACAAGAGCGCUAAGAAACCGGAUGAUAAGAAUCACAGGGUGGUUGUGCUUGACCAAAUUUCCGAGGUCUCAACACCAUCAGACGGGAAUACACCAGAUACCAAAGAUAAGCUUUGUAAAUUUGAUUCUGAAGGGUUAGAACCGACACGUGACAAGAAAAAGAGCAAGUUUAGUGCUCGAUACUCGCUUGGCAAGUACACAAGAACUAAGAAUAUAUUCUGGACAUCAAAGAUCAGCAGUACGAUUGACGAUGAAGGGAUGGAUCUAUGGCUGGAUUUGGAUGUUGUUGACACAUCCAUGAUUGACACCAACGUCGACUUCUUCAAGCACUCGUUCUACCAAGUUAAGCGGGAGAUCAUGGACGACAUCAGGGAGGUCAUAAUCAUGCACACCCGAGCCUUCCAGAGGCAAAGCAGACUUGAUAGGAGGAGAGGGAAUGUAUAUGUGUUUAGAGUAGCUCCAAGAGACGUUCGCAAACUCUUUUAACCAUUUUCAAAUGAAGAUGUACAAUAUUAAUGACGCAAUUAAUUGUUUAAUGUAUAAUAAAAUUUUAA